Nicotiana attenuata is the source of this 2403-nucleotide messenger RNA. RefSeq names its product transcription factor GAMYB-like. The record is from RefSeq and is a predicted model, not a curated record. The transcript is spliced from 4 exons. NCBI's taxonomy places the organism in Eukaryota, Viridiplantae, Streptophyta, Magnoliopsida, Solanales, Solanaceae. Bases 530 to 2047 code for a protein of 505 amino acids.
UUGCAAAAAGAAGAAACUUUCUUUAGUUUAUUCUUUAUAAUCUAAUGAUGUUGUGUUAGCCAUUUCCUCAUAUUUCUCUUCUAUUUCCCCUCUUCUUUUGCCAUCUCUAUUUUCUCUCUCUCCAUUUCACAUUUACCCCUUUUUUUUUUUUCUUUUUCAAAAUUCCAUAAUCAGCUGACACCCACCUUUUAUUUCUCUCUCUAUCUCCAAAAAAAAAAAAAAACUUGAAAAAUAAGUGGAUCUUGCUGCUACCCAUUUCUUUUCUCACCGACCCCCUUAUCAGGGUUUCAAAAGUUGGACAUUUUGGGAUUCACAUUUUAGCUUCUGGUGUCUGGAUUUUAGGUGAUGAAUUUGAAGGUUCAUAUUUGCAUGAUCCAUAUUUAGGGUUUGGAUUUUCAUUUUGGGUAAUAUUGAGGUGGUUUGAGGACUGGGUGUUCAAUUAGUUUGAAUACUAUUUACUGCUUUGAAGGUGCUCCACUUACUCCAAAGAGUCCUUGUGGCAACUUCACCAGCUUUCUUCAUUCAGGAUAUGAGUAUGACAAGUGAAAGCGAUGACAGGAUGACAUCAAAUGUUGGUGUGGAUUCGCCAUCUGUUGAAGAAGCCUGUGGUGGAGGAAAUACCGGAGGAGGUCUACCACUAAAAAAAGGCCCCUGGACUUCUGCAGAAGAUGCAAUUUUAGUGGAUUACGUCACGAAACACGGUGAGGGGAACUGGAAUGCCGUCCAGAAGCACUCAGGACUUGCUCGAUGUGGUAAAAGUUGCCGUUUGCGGUGGGCCAAUCACCUGAGACCAGAUUUAAAGAAAGGCGCUUUCACUCCCGAGGAAGAGCGCCGCAUAAUUGAACUGCAUGCUAAGAUGGGAAAUAAAUGGGCACGAAUGGCUGCUGAUUUGCCUGGGCGCACAGAUAAUGAGAUAAAGAACUACUGGAAUACCAGAAUAAAGAGACGACAGCGUGCAGGCUUGCCAGUUUACCCUCCAGAUAUUUGUUUUCAGGCGAUUAGUGAAAACAAGCAAAACGAGGAGUUGGGUGCAUUCUCCUCUACAGAUGCACAAUAUCCUGAUUUCUUACCAAUGAACAAUUAUGAGAUUCCAGCAGUUGAGUUCAAAAAUUUGGAAUUCAAUCAGCAGUUGUGUCCACCACCACUUCUUGAUAUUCCCUCCGGUAGCUUACUUGAUAUUCCUGCGAGAAGCCUGUUGGCACAGGGUCUUAAUUCUGCCUAUUAUAGUCGGUCAUUCCUCUCAACGGUGCAUCCAACCAAGCGUAUGCGAGGCUCCGAGUCCGUGUUCUCUGGUUUGAAUGAUGAUUCUUCUCCAUUAAAAAAUAAUGAUUCUUUCCCAAGCUGCCAUCAAUAUCAGAAUGAUGGUUCUUUGCUUGCUCAGUCCUUGGGGUUUUCAUCUUCAUAUUAUCGAAAUCUAACAUCUGAUCAUCACCCGACAUCCUUGGGUGUAAUUCCUGGCAGCCAUGCCCAUUUAAAUGGCAACUCCUCUUCUUCAGAGCCCUCACGGGCAAAGAAGCUCGAGCUCCCUUCACUCCAAAGUCAGAUGGCAAGUUGGGGCUUAUCUUCUUCCCCUCUUCCUUCACUCGAGUCCGUUGAUACUUUGAUUCAGUCCCCUCCAACUGACCAGACUGAGUCCUGCAAUCUGUCACCUAGGAACAGCGGUCUGUUGGACGCUGUACUUUAUGAAGCACAAACUAUGAGAGCUUCAAAGAAUAACUUGCAGCAGGAGAGUUCUGAUGAUGUGGUGGAUAAUUCAUGUCCAGAUCUCCAUGAGACUGGGUGGGAAACAUAUGGUGAUCCAAUCUCUCCUUUAGGUCAUUCUGCUGCAUCUGUGUUUAGUGAAUACACCCCUACUAGUGGAAGCUCAUCAGAGGAGCCCCAGUUAUUGACAAUGCCAGGUUGCAAGGUUAAGCAGGAGAAGUUUGAUUUCGGGCCCUAUGAUGGGAAGGAAGACGCCUCAAACCCAAUCUUUUCCAGGCCAGACUAUUUGCUUGACUCCAAUUGUUUCAGUCCUAUGCAGAACUAUGUGAGAACCAUUUGGCGCUGAAAGUUGGCUACGGUCCUUUUGAUGAUUAUAUUGGUAGUCAAACCAUCAGAUCAAGUUUGUGGACAUGGCUCUUGCACAGGGGAUGCCAUGUCUACCAUCUAGUCAAUAAGCUCAGCAAGAUUAUGGUACUUUUACGCUUUGCCAUACAAACUUUGAUUGUCUCAGCUGUUAAACAACAAUAGAAGACAAUAUAAUAUUUUUCGAUAAACUGAAAAUGACUUCUGCAUGUUAGAUUGUCUUGAGUUGUGAGAGUCUUUGAUGCAAUGCAUCUCCUUUGUAGUAUUGCUGAUUGCAGUAUUGCUUUUCUCUUAGUAUUUUAUUUUAUUAAUUGGAGAGAACUUCUAGUUUAACGGUAA